Molecule: messenger RNA, 2190 nt
Organism: Synchytrium microbalum
Lineage: Eukaryota; Fungi; Chytridiomycota; Chytridiomycetes; Synchytriales; Synchytriaceae
Exons: 11
Coding region: 1-2190 (729 amino acids)
Biological process (GO): ribosome-associated ubiquitin-dependent protein catabolic process; rescue of stalled cytosolic ribosome
Cellular component (GO): RQC complex
Source: RefSeq, a predicted model, not a curated record
AUGUCAAGGAGGGCUCUCAAAAAGCUUCAAGAAGAACGAAUCAAUUCAGCUGCACCAAAACCAGCAGAAGACGACGGCCAAGAAGAAACAGAUGACGAUGAUAUAGUAGUCGUCAAAAAUGACAAGAGAAAUCUGUUUGAUCUGCUUGAUGAUACGAACGAGUCUGGUAACGCCGCCGAUGAAGAGGAUGAAGAUCAGGAUACCCAAGAUAAACCAGCUACAACAAACACUUCCAAAAGCAACAAGAAGAAGAAAAAGAAGGGAAAAAAGCCCGAUUCCAAUGAUCAACACACCAAGAAGGGCAAGCAGGCCGGUCCAGUUACGGCUGGAGAAGACGAUAUCGACAGAACUCUACGAGAACUGGGACAAAAAUACGAAGAGUUUACCCCGGACUUUAUGUCUGCCUCAAUGUCCUCCGUAGCCUCGACAACGACAGCUGGAGCAUCUUCCUUCAUAGUCACACCUCAGCAACGCCUAGCUCAACUCCUUUCCGUAUCUGUACGUAAUCUAGAUCCAGAACACGAAAUGCGACGAAUCUUUGGAUCUCGAGUCAUCAAGGACAAUGCUCGUCCUCAACGUCAUCAGCGUCCAGGUCAUCGAGCAGUGGCAACCGCUCCGAUGAGGCGCACGUAUCUCGCGACACCGAAGGAGCAUUGGCCGCCAUUCAAAACCGGAGGCAUGUCGAUGGAGUAUCUGGAAGCUAGUGAUGGAGAGAUGUGGUUUACAUUCUCCCAUUCUCGAGCAUACUCGGACAUACAGUAUCAAUUCUUACAGGUGCUACGAACGCAUAAUCCUGAGCAUAUUGCCGGACUGUUACGAAUGUAUCCAUAUCAUAUCGAUACAGCUCUGCAGCUGAGUGAAAUCUUGAAGCAUAAUGGAGACAUUGCACAAGCGUCUGAGCUUGUUGAACAAGUCUUGUUUGCAUUCGAGAGACGAUUCCACUCCAUGUUCAACAUGGCUCUUGGAACGUGUAGGCUUUCCUAUGAUCGGGUCGAGAACAGACCAUUCUUCAUUGCCUUGUUUCGACAUGUUCAAUAUCUCACAAGGAAAGGAUGCUGGAGAACAGCACUUGAAGUCAAUAAGCUGCUAUUGAGUCUCAAUCCUCACACAGAUCCACUGGGUGCUCUGCUCAUGAUUGAUUUCAUGGCCGUGAAGGCUAAAGAGCUGGAUUGGCUCUCGUCAUUGUAUGAUCAAAUGAAGCAAGAAAGGCAUCUUAACUACCUGCCGAACUUUGCUUAUUCAAUGGCGCUUGCUCAGUAUACAAAAGAAGGAACCAAUGGAGACCACUCUCAAAGUUCAACGAUGCUUCAACAAGCUAUAUCCAGCUUUCCUUUUGUUUUGCCUGGUCUUUAUGAGAAGGCUACCAUCACAGACGCACGAAUUGCUGAUAAUGAUUUCUUUCAUUGCACUGCUGGCAUUGGUCAAAAUACCGCAGAAGCUGCCGUGUUGUCGUGGUUACGAUCUGCAGGCUCAGUUGUACUCUCUAGGCCCGAUUCAUUGUCGGAAGGCCGUGAGUCAUGGAAGAGCAUGUACCCAGAAGGCUUGUCACUAGAUAUGUAUCGACACAUCUUUGUGACUGAUUUCAAUAAUGUACGAGUACCGCCGUCGAUAUCAGGCACGCAAUCUGCGCACGACCCACUACCACCUAUAUCGAUGGAAGAGUCUAUAUACGACAGUGCAUCUGAAGCAGCUCAAGCACCCGCUGCUGUGAAUUCAGUAGAUGCUCUGACGAAUUUCUUGCAAAACCUUCUACCAUGGGUGAAUCGUAACGAAGGUGCUGCAGCUCCCGAAGAAGAGCACAACGCCGAUGGCCUCAUAAAUCGUAUUGCAGGAGGUUUCCCUGGUCUGUUUCCACAACCCAAUGUAGUGCAGCAGAACGGAGGUAUUGAUGCACCAGAAGGAACUAAUGGGGGUGAAGCAUUUAUACAGGGUUUCCGUGACACUAUAGCUAGACUAGGCUUGUUUGGUCAGCCACCAGUAGCAACCCAACAAGACGACGAGGAUGAUAAUCGAUUGCCAGCAGCUGAGGCCACGGCUGAAGAACAUCAUACAGCUGAGGAAGGUGAAUGGGGCCAAGAAAGUAUUGAAGGCCAAUGGCAAUACUGGAGUGACGCAGGAGAAGAACACCCUCGUGGUAGAGAUAGUGAUGAUGAAGAGGAGGAGGAGGAAUCACCCAUUGAUGUUGAUUGA